CCCCGGCGGCCUGCGCGGUUCCCCGGCGGCGCGCGCAGCCUGGGCAGCGCCGGUGGUCGCGGAGCCGCUGCCGUCCCGCCGGGCCGCACCCGCACCCGGCCCCGCAGCGCCCCGAGCGAGGCCGCGGGGUAUGAGGCCGGGCGCCGCCCCGUGAGGAGCAGCGGGCCCGCGGCGGCGCGGGGAGCGCGCGAGGCGCGGGGGCCGCCCCGCGGCAGGAAGCCAUUUUGUGGGCCCCCUCCCCCCCCCCUCCUCCUCCUCCUCCUGCUUCGCCGCCGCCCUCCUCCUGAGCGGCGCGGCCGGUGCUGCGGGCCGGGGCGGGCGGGCGGAGCCGAGGCGGGGGAGCCCGGUGAGUGAGAGCGGCGGCGGGGGAAGGGGCGAGCGGGGGCCCGGAGCGGGCGGCGGCGGCCGCCGCGCCUCCCCAUGGCGAAGAAAACCUACGACCUGCUCUUCAAGCUGCUUCUCAUCGGGGACUCGGGGGUCGGCAAGACCUGCGUGCUCUUCCGCUUCUCCGACGAUGCCUUCAACACCACCUUCAUCUCCACCAUCGGGAUAGACUUCAAGAUUAAAACUGUUGAGCUACAAGGAAAGAAGAUCAAGCUACAGAUAUGGGACACAGCAGGGCAGGAACGAUUUCACACCAUCACCACCUCCUAUUACAGAGGUGCCAUGGGGAUCAUGCUAGUAUAUGACAUCACCAAUGCCAAGAGCUUUGAAAACAUCAGCAAGUGGCUCAGAAACAUAGAUGAGCAUGCCAAUGAAGAUGUGGAGAGGAUGCUGUUAGGAAACAAGUGUGACAUGGAAGAUAAAAGAGUUGUCCCUAAAGCAAAAGGCGAACAGAUUGCUAGGGAGCAUGGUAUUAGGUUUUUCGAAACUAGUGCAAAAGCAAAUAUAAACAUUGAGAAGGCAUUCCUCACAUUAGCAGAAGACAUUCUUCGAAAGACCCCUGUAAAAGAGCCCAACAGUGAAAAUGUAGAUAUCAGCAGUGGAGGUGGGGUGACAGGCUGGAAGAGCAAGUGUUGCUGAACCUUCUCCUCUAUCACCAAUCGCCAUCCACCGCCCCUUUUUUCUCGCUGCGAAACAAACCACUCUGCCCGUUUUUAACCUUAAACCAAUGUUUUGUUCCUCAUCUUAACAAGCUCCUGUCUCCCUUUGGGUUUCCGUUUAGGACAGCUUGCCUACUAUAAUUUUCUCAACAACAUGUAUAGGAAAAUCAUCUCCGUGACUUCAUUUUUUUCAUGUACCUGCUCAACUUACCACUACAUUUUGGUUGUAUUAUAGUCCCGUUCCUCCUGACAUUAAAACAUAUAGCAAUCAUACUCAACUCUCUUCUGCAAAUUGUAUAAGAAUAAAAGUUAGAAUUAACAAUUUAUUUUGUACAACAGUGGAAUUUUCUGUCAUGGAUAAUGUGCUUGAGUCACCAUAUUCUCUAGAUGAAUCAGCAAAAGAGCCAGGAAAACACUCAUUUUUCGCCUUGAGUCUGUGAAUGGGGUUUAUUUUGUCCUGUGCCUUAUGUGGAAAGGAGCUUUUAUUUUAACUUUUUUUUUUUUUUUAACUUUAUUUUCUUCUGGUGGAAGCAUGUGCAGGAGACAUCCCAUCCAUACUUGACCAUUUCAAAAUACUGAACUCUUUUGUGAUUGCUUUCUGUAAUUGUUGGUGUCAUGCAUCGAGGACAAAGGGUGGUGCAAAAAAAAAAAAAAAAAAAAAAAAGAAUAAUGACAUUUAAUCUGCUGUGUCUCCUCUUUGGUGAUCUAGCCAUUCAGAGCUGUUCCUGCUGCCAUUUUCCCCCCCCCUCCUCACUCGCAGCUCUUUCCUUUUGCCUGCAUGCUGCUUUUAUUUGCAUUUCUUCAUGGUGUGAUGUGUUAAUAAAAAAGGAUGGCAACGUGGUAUGUUUGCCAAAAAUUUAAUACAAAGCACUGAUUUAGCUUUCAAGGUAAAGAUGUUGACGAUACCUACUAAUUUCCCUCUUAGCCAAUGUCCGUUCACUAGUAUCUCUCCUCUCUCCUCCUGCAUAGCCGUUGGGUUUUAUGAUAUGGAAGAGUUAUUUGCAUGCACUAGUUUUCUAUGGAGGGUGAUGUGGUUGUCUACUUUAUGUGUAUGAAUAUAACAUGCAAUUCCCAAACUGACAGCAGUUAACAUGAACUGUGUAAGUUCUCUUACUGUUAGCCACUCCAACACGUUGUCUGGUAGCCUAGCAAAAGGCUGAGUGAAACUAGAAUUUAAAGGAAAAAAAAAAAAAAAGUAAAAAAAAAAAGUUGGCAGUUUAAUUUAUUACCUCCCUGAAAACUUUUCCGUUUCCCGGUGUGAAAAGCCGAGUCAUUUGGUACUUGGGUCAGUCCUGCCCUCACUCCCAGUGGGGGGAUCCUGGCAGGGCUGCACAGCCUCCCUGGGAUUGCCUGGCUUUUCCAGCUCAGCCUCUGGCUUUGCUGGCAGCCCUAGUGUCACUCGUGGAUGCUUUGGGACAGGGUGGGGGUUGGGGACAGCCAGGCUGACUUUGCCGACUGCUCCUGGUGUGCAGGUUCCCUUUGCCUUGCCUUUCAAACACCAUGUAGGAGAACUGCUCCCACCAGGGGUGAAAUGAUUUUUAAAUAGAUGCUUCCUCCUCCCCAGGCCUCACGUUCUGCAACAUUGGAGGAGCUUGUGCCUCGCUCGUGUCCGCUCGGGUUUAGGACUGUCUUGGGUAAAAAAUUAAAGUAGUGAAUCAAGUUGAUACAAUGUUAAUGAAAUGAGGGUGUUUUAACAUCGAACUUCUAGUUUUGAACGGCUUCCUGUGUAGCAACUUUACUGAGGUGUCUCCCUUCCCCUCUGUAUUUUGGCAUUUCGUCUCCAUGUGUGUUAACCCUUCCCAGUCGAGUGGCUCUUGGGGUGGGGCAGGACACUGGGACCGGCGGAUAAAUGGGCACUGCUGCCCUUCCCAUUGUCCCACGCCUGUCUUGCCAAUACCUUCCCAUGGAACCUGCACUAUCUAACCUUAUCAAAAAGGGAAAAAAUGGAGAAAUAUACAUCAAGGGUUUGUUUCUUGGUUUUGGUUGGGUUUUUUUUUUGUAUAAUCCUUGUUUUAAAUGUGAGCUUUUUAUUUACUUCCAGGGGCUUGGCUCCCUCUGUAAAUCCCCCGGGAUCCUUUGUAGACACUGUGUUUGUUGUGAGCCCGCAGGUAGAGAUCAGGCCACUCGCUGGUACUACUAGCUCCCACCUCCAUUGCCUAUUCUCCUUACUGAGUUAAUAAACUGAAAUAUUUCUAGAUGGUCUAUUUCUGUUCGUAUAUAAAGCAAAAAAACAAAACCAAAACAAACCAAGAACUGGAUUUUAACCGCGUGGCUCGGCUCUGGUUUGUGGUGUGGAGCACAAGGCCCAGCCCAGGAGGAGCGAGCAACAGGAGUCGAUGCAGAAAAAAAAAUAAUGAUCAUGUUGGAGGAAUCUGCAGUAACUGUAUUUCUGCUGGUAUCUAAACUUCCUGCCUAGCUAGCAAACUAACUGCUUAUGAAACCUCUCCUUGGAAGACAAACACCCCCCUCCCCAGCCUUGCGCGUGGAAUAAAGCCUAAGGCCAGCCUAGGAAAGGAGGCAAAAGCUGCUCCCCCCCCCUGCACCAGCUCUGCCCGAGGCUGGGGGGGCUUUAGCCAACCCGGCCAGCGGAGGAAGGCUCAGCACUGCCUUUUUGUCAAGGCAAAAAGAAAUAAAUAGUAACUUGAUUCAAUUGGUCGUGAUGUGCUAAAACCCCAGGUUGAAUCUACCCUCCAAGUGUUCAGUGCUCCUGGAGCUGCCGGAGCCGUGGCCACGCGGGGCAGGGGAAGGGCAGCGCUUCGUGCUCUCCGACUCGGGUGGUAGAAAAAACAGCAUCAACUUAAGGUCUAGGAUUAAUUCCCAUGCCUACAAUUUUUUACUUAAUCUUUUAAUAUUUUUGCUACUCCACUCUGGCUUUUUAUUUAAAACACAUUCUUUUGUACCACUUACUGUAUCAAAUUGUAUAAAAGAUCACUGUCCCAUUCUUGGUCAUACCAAGAGCAAAUAAAAGCUUUUAUAAACUUGCA
Molecule: messenger RNA, 4027 nt
Organism: Apus apus (common swift)
Lineage: Eukaryota; Metazoa; Chordata; Aves; Apodiformes; Apodidae
Gene: RAB10
Product: RAB10, member RAS oncogene family
Exons: 6
Coding region: 421-1023 (200 amino acids)
Biological process (GO): cellular response to insulin stimulus
Cellular component (GO): Golgi apparatus; recycling endosome; insulin-responsive compartment
Molecular function (GO): GTP binding; GTPase activity
Source: RefSeq, a predicted model, not a curated record